AUGGAAGAUAACUUCAAAGUUCGAGUAGACAAGGUAUUUGGGUCGCUGGGCAAUACGGCGUCGUCUUUGAGCGUUAACCCUUCAAUGUGGCGCCUCACAGACGAUGAAAUCAAAAGACAAGAAUGGAAUCGGAAUAAAGAGGAAGAGGAAGAGGAAGAUGAAGCUGAAGUUGAAGAAUCUGGACCAUCCGAUUACCCUCCGAACAAACCCGAAACAGAUGUCGGGGCCCAUCUGAAAUCGGAUCUUCAAGAGCUGAGCGAAUUUGAAGAAGAGGAUGAAAUUAAUGGAGAGAAAAAACAUCAUGGUACCAACUCUACUGAUGAUGAAGUCUGGGAUGUUCAAUCCCUAAUUGGCCGCGACUGCUCCCUUGACUAUGAGGAAGAGGAAGAUAAAUAUGACAAAGUGGCAGUCUGUAGGGAAGAGGUUGGUGACCGCCUAUAUAUGAGGGACGUGAAAGUUGCUGAAUAUGGAUUUGAGAGACUUAAUACUUAUGGUGAGCUUCCGAACACAUUCCAGGAGGUUGUUAGAGAUCCUCGUGCAAAUCACAUGGCUGCUAAACUUAGGCUGAAAGAAGAUGCGGAGGCAGCCGGGAAUAUUGAUUCUUUACAAGUUGCUGAUAGCUCUGUGGCCCUGGAUGUGGAGACCGAAGAUCUUAACCAUGCAGAACUAGAUGCUUAUAAUCCAAAAUCUAUUCUGAAGAAAAGAGGAAGUCACAUAGACUCGAAGUCCAGGAAGCGUGUCCGCUUCCAGUUGAACCAUAAAUGCAGUACUCAGAAUCUUGAGGAACAGCCUUCAGGAGCCAGUGAUUUAGUGUCGGAGCCAUCUUCAGGGGAUGAUGUUGCAGCAUCACAAGAGGCUUCUGAUCUUUCACAAUAUUCAUCUGCUGUUCCAGAUUAUCUGAGGAAUCCUUCAAAAUACACACGAUAUACUUUUGAUUCUUCUGAAGAUAUGGAUGAGCAAUCCAAUGGAAAGGCGUAUAUGGACUUUCUCCAUCAGUUGAGGAAGGGAAACACUGAGAGCUCAUUGCAGGAUGAUACUUGUGCUGACAUCCCAAAAUCAAUAGUUUUCACUCCCAAAAAGAAGCCAGAAGAUGACUUAAUGGUGAAGAGAAGUAAUGAUUCCCUGGGAGAUGAUGCUAAGCAAAAGGGAUUGCCCAUUGGUGUUGCAGAAGAGGAUGCCCAAGAAAGUGAAGUCAGUGCAAUGGAAGAAGACGAGCCACAUAUAGGAAUUGAUAAAGGUAGCAGCUCCUUGCAGAAACCAGGUCGCCAAUAUCGGUCAAGGACCAGUGCAGAUGCUGAUGACACUUGA
Messenger RNA from Fraxinus pennsylvanica, 1308 nucleotides. The record is from the annotation of a GenBank genome assembly. NCBI's taxonomy places the organism in Eukaryota, Viridiplantae, Streptophyta, Magnoliopsida, Lamiales, Oleaceae.